AUGACUACAGCCCACAGACCCACCUUCGAUCCCGCACGAGGUAAAGAGGCCCUCCGCGGCCCUGCAUACCACCAGCGGCUCCUCCCUGCACACACGCACCUGAAGACUCGCCAAUCUGGUCAGGGCACCCAGGGCGAAUCGGCGCAUCGCGACUUGCGCGCGGAAUUGCUCCAGGCAGAGGCAAACCACUUCGCCAAGAAGCAAGGACUCCCCGUGGAUGAAGCACCAACCGAAAACGCCACACCGAAACGUCAACUCGAAGGCGGCCCUUCAGACGGCACCGACGGAGACAUAGAGGAGGAAGAUUCGGAAGCGAAACGGCGGCGGGUAUUGGAAGAGACGAGAGAUAUAGACGCAGAUUCAGAUGGCUCAGAGGAAGAGAGUAGCGAAGAAGAGAGUGAUGACGAAGACGAAGCUGCGGAACUGAUGCGAGAACUCGAGAAAAUCAAGAAAGAAAGGCUAGCGCAGAAGGAGAAGGAGGAAAGCGAGCGCGCAGCGGAAGAAGAGGAACAACGCGAAGUCGACAUUGCGCGAGGAAACCCCCUACUCAACCCAUCGGACUUUAACAUGAAACGCCGCUGGGACGAUGACGUUGUCUUCAAGAACCAAGCUCGAGGAUCAGAAGAUAAGAGAGGAAAGGAGUUCGUUAACGACCUGCUACGAUCUGACUUUCACAAGAAGUUCAUGUCAAAGUACGUGCGGUAA
Molecule: messenger RNA, 705 nt
Organism: Aspergillus puulaauensis
Lineage: Eukaryota; Fungi; Ascomycota; Eurotiomycetes; Eurotiales; Aspergillaceae
Gene: CWC15
Product: spliceosome-associated CWC15 family protein
Exons: 6
Coding region: 1-705 (234 amino acids)
Biological process (GO): mRNA cis splicing, via spliceosome
Cellular component (GO): catalytic step 2 spliceosome
Molecular function (GO): RNA binding
Source: RefSeq, a predicted model, not a curated record